GAAUGUUACAUGCUUGCGGUGUUCUCUUAUUUAGCUUAUUCGUAUGUAAAUUUUAUAUUUUAAUAAUAUGGAAUUUUGUUUCGCAUCAAGGAAUCGCCAUGUAUAAUUUAUUUAAUAAUUAUGAUUACGUAAUACCGCUUUCCUCGACGAAAUACGAACUAAAACUGAAAAGCGUCAAGUUCUGGGAGAAAGUGAAAGUAGUUAUUUUCGUCUCCUCACGUUAGAUGGAGCUUGUUAGUUACGAGUGGGAGAACAUUAGAUUGUUUUCAAAUGAAGGCGUGGAUUGUGGAUGAAAUCAUGCGUUUGUGUUUUGAAAGUGUUUAUGAGUAAAAUUAAAUAUUCAGUUGAAUAUGUGAUUUAUUUUAUAGUAAUUUGAAGGGUACGAUUUUUAAAAUUCCUUUAGCAAGAUGUUGUGUUUACUACGAAUUGGAUCAUCGCCAAAUUGACUUAACUCAGCAAAGGAUGGAUCAUUGUGUAUUGUGAUAAAUUCUAGACUACCUACACUUAUUGUGUUAUGUGUUAAGUAUAAUGUCUUCUGAAUUAGUGGGAAGAAUAAAAGCUUAUUUGUGCCUUCCAAGAAAAGAUUUCUUCUGAAGUUCUUUGCCACAAAAAGAUAUUGAGUUUCGAUUAACGAGUUGUCUAUAUUUUAUUUGACAAUAAAGCAGUGCAGAUUUAGAUUUUGGAAAGGAGAAUUCAAACAUCUAUGGAAUUAUUAAGAGUGCCGUUAGUUCAGCUCUAAGAUUCGAAAUCGUACGAUUUGAAAUAUGCAACCUUUUUUUGAUCGAAUUGUAAAAUAUAGUAUAGAUUUAUGCAUACACUUAUUGUGUUUCUAUAAUGUGUUAGUUCACCGAAACAAUCAGGUCUUUUGAAUGAAUGUAAAAGAUAAAUGUUCUGUGCUACUUAAGGAAAGAUUUCUUCCAAUAAAUUUCUUCAUCACAAAAAUAUUGUGAAUUCCGAAUACAAUCUUAACGAGCUGUCUACAUUAUUUUUUUACAAUAAAACAGUGAUGCCUAUUGAUUUAUAUAAAACAAAUAAUAAAUAAAAAAUUUAAGCCUUAAUUCAGUUAUUUUUGAAAAUAUUUAGUGUGCCAUUAGUUCAAUUCCAUAAGAAGAAGUUAUACGAUUUGAAACAUGUAUCAACAACCCGUUUGAACAUGUAUCAACAUGUUUUUGAUUCAACAUCAACAAUGUGGUGGAUAUUUAUUUUAUAAUUAUGCACUAUUUAUAAUUAAAACUAUAGACUUAUAAACUUUUUUCUUGAAGAAAUCACGAACUGCCUUAGGACUCAUUUGACUAUGUGUUUUUCAAGAUGUGAUAGUGUAAUUGUUGAAUCGAUGAUUUAUUUAUAUUAUAUUUUUCUCGCUUGAGCCUGUAGUAAGAAAUUUUUUAGAAGCAAUUCAAUUACUUUCUAAUAUCAUGUCGUUAUUAGAUCGUGAUAACGGUGUUUUGAUAUUGGAUCUUCCAAUUAGCCUAGAAAAAGACGCAAUUUAUGAAAUUUAUCAAUUCAUUCCCUCACAAAAAAUUUUGAAUCGAGAAUUUGGUAGGCAUGGGCUGAAAAUAUUUUUCUCUGAAUAUGAUCCCGUUAGGAAAGUUCUGGCUAAACGACGUCUGACCAUCAAGGGGGUGGAUUACCCUAUUCGUUUACUUGUGACACCCCUAACAAUUCACAACAUUAAUUCACUAAUAAAUGAAUCCAAACUGAGAAAAUUGAUUGAAGCUUGGGAAAUUGGGAGUUGGCUUUUAUAUCCAGAAACGAGACCUGUUAAUGAUCAACUUAAACCUACAGGUAACUAUAGAGUUGUGUUGUUGAUUUCUGAUGCUGAAAAUGUCGAAUUUCCUAAAUUUUUGCGAGACCCAGAUAUUAAUAUGAGAUUCGAGGUGACUUUAUAUUGUCGACGAUGCAUGGAAAAUGGUCAUAGACAGUACCAAUGCGAAAAAAAUGUCAAUAUUCCUACACUUGGAGAAACUUCAACAAAUAAACAUGAAGCACAAAGAGAUAUUUCUAGUAGAGGAGGCCACACUUCUGGAGUGGAUGGAACAAACUUACUUUAUACAAAAAUGAAACAAAAACAGGAGUGGGAUGAAGUGUGUAAUAUCAACAGUAGUAGUCAAAACAAUGUUACUUAUAGAGAUGAUCCUUGUUAUUGGACUGGAGCACAGAGUGGUCAAGAUUGGGUGUCAAUUAGAGCAAAAAAUGAUAGACCAGAUGUGAAAGAACCCACUGUUUCAUCAUUUCCAACGAUCAGUAGAAAUGAGAACAAUGGAGUCCAACAAACAAUAUCUACUUCGGUUGAACGUUUGUCAUCGAAUAUUCCAAAAACACAAUUGGAUACUUUGCAUAACAUGAAAGAGGGAAAAGACGAGGACACAUCAUUUGCUUUCAAUUCUUCAGGAAACUCCAUUGAGCCGUUUUCUAGGCAUUCAUUUAAAACUGAAUAUAACCAUUUCAACGAACAUUAUGAUAUUUCAUUUUCAAACUCUUCUUUAAGAGAAGUUGUAGUACAUGAUGAACAGUCAUUUUAUUCUCUUGAUCAAAAUAAAGACUAUGUACCAAAGCAACAUGCUGAAUUGACUAUAAAUUCUCCUCCACAAGCAAUUGAAACUAAACCAUUGAACCGAAUUGACCAUUACGAUGAACGUGAUGAAUAUUUUCCCCCUAGAGAUGCGGAAGAAUAUAAUAUAAGAACAAUUACUUCUAAUUAUACCAAUAAUUGCUCAAUGAAAAGCAAUAAACAUGAAUCGAACGCAAGUUCAAACAACAUCAUAUUGACCUCUCACUCCAAUCAAAACUCCGAUCGGAAUCGCAAGCGCCAUUCUUCAUCUUUUGCAACUGGCAGUUCCAGCAGCUGCAGACAUGACUGCUCAACGUCUCAACUUACUAAUAGUUUAUCCUAUGUGUCUUUAGCUUCCUCUGAAACCAAUAAAAGUUCACGCAGAGCAUCAUGCGAUUUUCAAAAUUCUGAGAGAAGGCAAUUUCAUGAUCCACCCACAAAUUCUUCAAAGAUCGAUAACACUUUUACCAAUCAAAAAUCUGAUCACCAAAGAAAAACAAAUAAUCAGAGAGCAUUACGCUUUACUGAUAGUUCCAAAAGUUGCAUGGAAGAAUAUUCAACUUUUCAGAGCACUGAGAGUUUACCCAAUGCUUCUAUAACUUUAUCUGAAACUAAUAUAAGAUCACACAGAAAAUCAAGAGAUUCCCAAAAUUCUAAUAGAGAUCAUUCUAAUAAUCAUCACACAAACCCUUUCAAGAUCGAAAGCACAUAUAUCAAACCAGAAUCUAAUCCCAAAUCAGAAUGUAAUAAUGUGCAAGUAUUUUGCUGUUCAAGCUGUCUUAACUUCAAAUCCAGUAGGAGCUCCAAGCAAGAAAGUUCAUCUUCUUCAACUGAAAUGAGCUUGUCCAACGCACAUACAUAUGCAACAUCAACGGCAAAUCAAAACAUCUUCCAAAACCUUUGUGCAAGUAUUGAACAUGAAGAUAUCAGUGAACUUAAUACCAGAGAAAGCCAAUCCGAUAGCGAUUCCAAUUUUGAGAAUGAGAUGUCACAAAAGUGUGAUGAAGUUAAAGCAGAGGAUAAAACUAGUUCGGAAAAUAAGCUCAAUUUAACUGCUUUACUGCCCCCUAGUUUAAAAAAUAAAGUUAAGGAAAUUAAAAAUGUAAUCCGUAAAGUUAUGGCCAUCGACAAGGAGACGGCUCCUGAAUUAAGUGACAUUGAAGUCGCAGCAGUCAAAGCUAUUAUUAAUAAUAAAAGAAAUGUUAGAUUAGUUCCUCAUCAGAGAAGAUUUAUUGAAAACUUGGAACUCUGUUUGAAGAAACUGAAUGGUUUAGAAAAGAUAAUAAAAGCUGAAGAUCACUUUAUAGGUAACAGCACCAAAAACGAUAAUUCUUCCCAUAACUCUUCCGAUGAUAGUGUUCCAGGACUUGGGAAUCUUAACAGAGCAUCAAAGCAAUCAAAACCCAAUAAAUCGAGUACAAUCGUCUCAAACUCUCAGCACUCAGUUCAUAAUCGUAUUUCUAAAAAGCCAAUAGAAAGAAUUAGAAAAUCCUCUGAAACGGUUUUUGCUGUCAGAAGACACUCCACACAAAGCAGCUUCGACAAUACAAUUCCUGACACUUCUAACGCUGGUGAUAGAUUAAGUCGUAAAUCUCAAUGCCAUAAAAUAGAACAGCUUAAUACUCACAGUAAUUCUCACAGAAGAAAUCUUAAUAAAAGUACAAGCGACAGGACUUUGCCACAUCGAAGGAAUUCAAGUCCCUUGAAAAAGAAAACGGCCAAAUACAAAAGAAGUAUAUCCCAACCAGCAACAUGCAAAUCAGAACCAUUUUCUAAGUUAAAGUAUAAACCAUCAACCAUAAAUAAGGACUCCGACACUGAACAUUUGCCUACAUCAUCAGGGAUAUUAGUUGGAGAAGCAUCGUCACCAUUCUUCCUUAAAGGAAAAUCAUCAGCGUCUUCUAAUAGUGCAUUAUCAUCAACAUAUGUUGAAGAAGAAGACUUACCAUCAACAUCAGCAUAUUCUAAAGAAGAGUUACCAUCAACAUCAACAUAUUUAAAAAAAGGCUUACCAUCAGCAUAUGAUAUAAAAUUUCAAACAGUUAAAAAGAAUGCGCCAAAGAAAUUCUCCUCUAGUCAAACUUUCAUCAAAGGUGUUUCCACAGAUCAGCGAUUUCAGUCAAAGAAUUGCUACAAACAAAACAAAAUUCCAAAACAGUUGAAUUUUAAGUAUAAAACUAAGAGUCCAGUGGUACUCAAAAGCACUGGAUUUUCAAAGAAAUGGACCCCUGGUUUAUGGGCAGCGAACAACAAGACUUCCAGUAUUAUGGACAAAUUCAAAUUUCAAUUGUUCUCAACUCAUGUUCGAAGAAAGAAACAUCUUGGACCAAUGGUCUAUAAAUACGCCGAUAACUUUGACCAAGUCAAAAGCAAAAUUGAGGCAGUUUUGGAAUAUUAUUAUAAUAAAAAACGGAUUGGUAGAGACGAUAACUCUGAAGUACGAAUUCUGAAAGAUCUGAUAGGAAGGUUGGAUGUCCAUAUGAAGUGUGACAUUUGUUUAAGAAGUAAAAAUAUUACAUGAAAUGAAAAUAAUUAUGAUGUCAGCUUUUGAUGCUUAUCUUUAGGAUGUACCAAAAGUUCCAUUCUCAAUAUGUAUAUAUAUCUUUUUUAAUUUAGGAUCACAAAUUAAUAUUUUAUCUAUUUGUGCCUUGCAUCCUUUCCAAAAGACGAUUCCUUUUUCCAAAAAUGAAAAAAGUGGUAACAAAUGUGCUUGUUUAUUGGGAUUUAUUUUUCAAAAUCAAAAUAAUUUUGUUUACCAUAAUAUAUUAAUAUAUAUUAAUAAUAUAGAUUUGUAUAUUUUUAUCUGAAGUCAAAGCAUGGUGCUGUUUUAAGGCUAAAUUAGUAGGUAACAAAAAGAGAUACUGCAAUUUUAUAUAGAAAUUUUUCACAUGAAGCCACUUUUAACUGCUCGGCAUUGAUGGUUUAAGCGAAGAAAAAACAAAAACGCUAUUGAAAUCUAACAAAUCAUUUAUCGAGGGUGGCAGAUAUACAAAAAGCAUUAGAAUUGUGUUAUUGCAAGUAAACAUAAACGUGUUUCUUUUAAAUUUCUUUCAAUUGCUCUCUCUCUCUAUAUAUAUAUAUUUAGCAAUCAAACAGGUUUUAGUGUUUUAUAAAUCCGUCUUCCUCAAUAGUUAUUUGUCAUAUUUCGAUAGCGUUAUUGUUUUAUCUUUGUUUAAAUAGUCAUUUAAAACCCUCAAUGCAUACACUAUUUUGGCUUUUUUAAGUAAGGUUUUGCUUUAUGUCUGUUAUGUUUUGCUUAAAAGUUUUUUACACUUGAUUUAUUGAACUCUAGAAUUUUUGAUUUUUUCUAAGUGCCAAAACAGAGUUUAAAUAAUCAAUGCAUGAAUAUUAAAGUCAAUGCUCCUGUAAAAUACAAUAUCAUUCAAACGUACUUAUUUAUGCAAUAUUUUAACAUGUUCAUAUUAAAUCAUUGAAGUUUUGUUUUUCCCUUUUUUUUGCUUAAAGGGUUUGGACAAUUGGAUAUAUUUAAAUAUUCGACUUUUACUUUGUUAAGGGGCAAAAUAAAAUUUGAAAACUUAAUUGGACAAUUUGUGAACAUAAAUUUAUUGUGAUUAUUCAUGCAUAUACAAGAUAAUUUUAAACAUUUUUAUUUUUGUAAUAUUUUUACAUGUUUAUAUUAAGGCACUGAUUUUUCAUGUUUUCUUUUUGUCUUGGUCAUAGUAAAUUAAAAAUAAAUAAGAUAUUUUUAUUUCUAAUUCGAUUCGCAUUUUUCAAACGAUUUAAAGCACACUGAAAUUUUUUUUAAUAUUUAGAUUCAUUUAAAAAGUUUUGAAUGAUUUUAGGCAAAAAGGCAUCAUUCUAAGCAAAAAUGAAAUAAAGUUUUUUUCCUCACAUUCAUGAUUUUAUUUGAUCUUUCUGUAAUACUUAGUAAUUACAGGCUUAAAUCUCUUCAGAUUUAUUUCUAUUGAGAAUAAAGUUUACAAAUAUUUUUUUGCUUUACAAUCAGCAUAAUAUACUCAAUUAAUACAUUAAUCUACUUAAUGAAUUAAUCUACUUAAUUAAUCUACUCAAUUAAUAACAUAAUAUACUUCAUUAAUAAGCGUUUUAUAUCGUAUUAAAAUUUUUACACCAUGUUAAAUCUGUGUGACCGAUGUUUUUAGAAUUUUCAAUCUUAAUUUUUUGGUUAUAACUAACCAUGAAAAAUGUUCAAAUUGAUAUUUAAGAUAAUGAAUUCUUAGAUAGGUAAUACUAAUCACGUAAAUAAUUAAGAAAAAAAACUUUAAAAAAAUAUGCAGAAAUAAAAAAAGUGUUAAUUUAAAAUUACAAAAUAUUUUCAAAUUUUGUAAUAUUUGACAAUGUUUCUAUUUAAAAAAAAUAAUUAUUUAUUACCAAUUUCAUACCCAACUCAAAAUUAUUGAUGGUUUUCCAUUGAUGGGCAAACAUAAUCUUGAUGGUAUCAUCAAUAUUUCUAUCUUCUAAUUCUUUAUGAUGGUCCAACUUAAAAAAAUAAAAAAAAUGUUCUGAUGGUAUAUUCCUGAGAACCAACAAGAAUUCCUAUUGAUCCAUCGUGAAAAUGUAUAGUUGGAACCAUCAUGACUCAUCACGAAUCAUCAUGAAUCGUUGGUCCAUAAGAAUCAAACUUCUCUUGAUGGUUAACUAUCAUAGUAUUUAAGUAGCAUUUUCCAUCACGGAAUGAUGGAAGUUUGUUGGCAUAUCAAACACCUUGAACACGCAAUGGAAAAUGUUGGAUGAUGGUGAUCAUCAAAAAUGUUGGACCAUCACAAAUCGCUAUUAAACCAGCAUAAACCAUCAAACUGUUUUGAUGGGACCGUCAAGAAUUUUGAUUUUGGGUAGGCACGUGAAGUAUUCACGAAUCAUUUAUUUUCGUUUCAAACAAAAAAAAAAUAAUGAGGGUACAACUCCUUGAAAAAUUUGGAUACUUGAUUUUAUCGAAAUAUUUGAUUCUUACUUAUUUUUAAGUGCAAAAUGAAUUUGAUCUCCAUGGUCACAUUUUCCCUUGAUCAUACAAUAUCAUUUAAAACAUUUUGACAUGCUCAUAAUAAUUUUUCUUUUUGCUUAAGAGAAUUUAGAUACUUAAUUUUAUUGAAGAAAUUCGUUUUUACUUUUUUAAAGUGUCAAAAUAAAGCUUGAAAGUCUAAUCAGGCGAUGCAUAAUAAUGUAAAAUUGUUUUGUUUCUUGUUAUCAUUUGAAAGAUUUUGAUAUGUUCAUAAUUAGGCAACGAUUUGGUUGUUAUCAUUGUGCUCAAAAGGGUAAUUUUAGUGAAAAUUGUUUCAUUUUUGAUUUGUCAAAAGUAAGUGUAAAUAUUAUUUUUUUAAGAAAAAGAAAAGGGUUAAAUAUCUCUAUAAUGCAAAAUGAAUUAAUCAUUUCAGUUUGAAAAACACUAACAAAGAAAUAUUAGGUCAAUUGACAGAGAUAGUAUUAAAACUUGAAUAUAUUUUUACUUCAUGAAAUAUUUUUGUCUUCUUCAUUGUGUAUCAAAUAUUGUGAUAUCUGUCAUUUCAUGAUUUGUAAAAAUGUUUCAUUGCUCUCUGUUUUUUUAAAUAAAUAACACAUUUAUGCA
Parasteatoda tepidariorum (common house spider) is the source of this 8093-nucleotide messenger RNA. RefSeq lists its product as uncharacterized. Lineage: Eukaryota; Metazoa; Arthropoda; Arachnida; Araneae; Theridiidae. The record is from RefSeq and is a predicted model, not a curated record.